Molecule: messenger RNA, 504 nt
Organism: Alternaria ethzedia
Lineage: Eukaryota; Fungi; Ascomycota; Dothideomycetes; Pleosporales; Pleosporaceae
Exons: 2
Coding region: 1-504 (167 amino acids)
Source: RefSeq, a predicted model, not a curated record
AUGGCGGCCCUACUUUCCCCUAUCAACAAACUGCGCGGGAAAUCGAAUCCAUACCAGAAAAAACACACCGCUCCCAAAACCCCGGCCCCAAACAGUGAAUUCCUAGCCGAAGCCCGACAAGCAGCUGGCCGUGAUCCCGUGACCGGAAACCAACAGCGCGCAAACGAACCCACGAGCACCGACCUCCUAGCUGAAGCGCGCGAAGCAGCCGGUCGCAACCCGUUAACCGGUCGCCCACAGCCCGUUGUCACAGGCAAGAAAGCAAAGAAGCAGAAACUGUCGUUGGAACAACAGCAACAGGCGGCCGAAGAACAGAAAGCCGCGUUCCUUGCUUGGGCGGCAAGACAUCCACAGCAGGGCGGGCGGCCGUAUGAGAGCUACGAGGCUUUCGUGCAGGAGAUGGUGGCGAAGCGGACGGGGAAUGUGGAGCAGCGGACGGGUGCGGGAUAUUAUGCGCCGGAGAGGAGUGUGGGGGAGUAUUAUUCGGGUGGGGUGAGGGAUUAG